AUGAUGGAGGACCGGCCGCCCCUCACAUCUCCAGAUGGAUCCAGUAAUGGGAACCCAAUAGAUAGAUGUCCCUGUCCUCUCUAUUCCCGGGACUCCACACAGGAACAUCAGGAGAUCCCUCAGGAGAAUCAGCGUGAAAAUCCAGUUAAAGUUGAAGUUAAGGAAGAAGAGACGUAUGUGAUGGGUGAUGAUCCAUGUAAGGAGGAGAUCCUUCCAGAGAUCAGCCCAGACACCAGAGAGACUCGGAGAGACAUCAAAGCUGAGGAAGAGGAGAAUGUGAAAAUUGAAGAGGAGGAAGGUACUCCAGAGAUCAGCCCAGACACCAGAGAGACUCGAUAUGUUGUAUCUGAAGACAAAAUAAACCAUAUGAGGAUAAAGGUGGAGGAAACGUCUCCGGAGAUCAGCCCAGAUGGAUCCAGUAAUGGGAACCGACCAGAGAGAUGUCCCCGUCCUCUGUAUUCCCAGGACUCCACACAGGAGCAUCAGGAGAUCCCUCAGGAGGAUCAGUAUAAAAGGCUGAAGAAUAUUAAAACUGAAGUGACGGAGAAAGCUGAAGAGACAAAUCUGAGGGGGGAUAAGUCAUUCAAGAAGGAGGAAAUCCCACCAGAGAUCAGCCCAGACCUCAGAGUCACUCAGAGAAAUGUUAAAGCUGAGGCAGAGGAAGAAAAACAUAUGAAGGCGAAAGGGAAAGCUGUUCUAGAGAUUGGUAUGGAUGGACAAUACACAUUGCAGAAUGUGAAAAAAAAAUCCCACAUUUUCAAGUGGCAAAAUUGGAGGUGAUGACAUCACAGCCUAUGUUUCGAGAGAAAAAGCCUUUAUGCCAAAUCAUCAGGCGGUAUCAUUGAAAGAGAAGAAGCGCUUUGUGUGUUCGGAGUGUGGGAAAUGCUUUACACACAAACAAACUCUUAUUGUGCACCAGAGAAGUCACACAGGGGAGAAGCCUUUUCUGUGUUCGGAGUGCGGGAAGGGUUUUUCUUAUAACUCCCAUCUUACUGAACACAAAAGAACUCACCCAGAGGUGGACCCCUUUUCAUGUUGUUCUGAAUGCGGAAGACGGUUUCGCACAUGGAGGAUUUUAGUUAUGCAUCAGAGGGUUCAUUUAAGCAAAAAUGUUUACCCGUGUUCUAACUGUGGGCAGGGGUUUUUUAAGAUGGCAAAUCUUAAAAAACAUGAAAGACUUCAUAGAAGGUUGAAGUUAUACUAA
Messenger RNA from Staurois parvus, 1204 nucleotides. NCBI's taxonomy places the organism in Eukaryota, Metazoa, Chordata, Amphibia, Anura, Ranidae. The record is from the annotation of a GenBank genome assembly.